Messenger RNA from Tupaia belangeri chinensis (Chinese tree shrew), 3106 nucleotides. It is a transcript of the gene SNX25, whose product is annotated as sorting nexin 25. Bases 103 to 2625 code for a protein of 840 amino acids. Gene Ontology annotation, cellular component: endosome. Lineage: Eukaryota; Metazoa; Chordata; Mammalia; Scandentia; Tupaiidae. The transcript has 19 exons. The record is from RefSeq and is a predicted model, not a curated record. Gene Ontology annotation, molecular function: phosphatidylinositol binding.
CCUGUAGUUUGCAAGAAAAGGAAAGCUCUCCUCGGUGAGAGUCCUGACUGUGGCACCUCACAUGAGCCAAUUCAGUCUAGGAGGGUAGUAAUUUCUCAUAAUAUGGAUAAAGCUCUGAAAGAAGUGUUUGACUACAGUUACAGAGAUUAUGUUCUGUCCUGGUAUGGAAACCUCAGCAGAGAUGAGGGGCAACUCUACCAUCUGCUCUCAGAAGACUUCUGGGAAAUUGCCAGGCAGCUGCGCCACAGACUGGGUCACGUAGACGUGGUUAAAGUUGUCUGCAAUGAUGUCGUAAGGGCUUUACUCACUCAUUUCUGUGACCUGAAAGCUGCUAAUGCCAGGCAUGAAGAACAGCCGAGGCCUUUUGUGUUGCAUACCUGCUUGAGAAAUUCAGUUGAUGAAGUAAGAUUUCUACAAACGUGCUCUCGGGUUCUGGUGUUUUGUCUUCUCCCUUCAAAGGACGUCCAGUCUCUCAGUUUACGUAUAAUGCUCGCAGAAAUUCUCACAACAAAAGUCUUAAAGCCUAUAGUGGAGUUAUUGAGUAAUCCAGAUUAUAUUAACCAAAUGCUGCUUGCACAGUUGGAGUACAGAGAACAGGUGAAUGAACAUCACAAGAGAGCCUACACCUAUGCUCCUUCUUAUGAAGAGUUCAUCAAGCUUAUUAAUAGCAACUCUGAUGUGGACUUCUUGAAACAAUUAAGGUAUCAAAUUGUUGUGGAAAUCAUCCAGGCGACCACAAUUAGCAGCUUUCCCCAACUGAAGAGGCACAAGGGUAAAGAAACGGCUGCAAUGAAAGCUGAUCUCCUGAGAGCCAGGAAUAUGAAAAGAUACAUUAACCAACUGACUGUGGCGAAGAAGCAGUGUGAGAAGAGAAUCAGAACCCUGGGAGGCCCUGCCUACGAUCAGCACGAGGACGGGGCUGUGGAUGAGGGUGAUGGGCCUCAAAGCCAGAAGAUUCUUCAAUUUGACGAUAUCUUGGCCAAUACUUCCUACCGAGAGCACUUUCAAACUUACAUGGAAAGGAUGGACAAGAGAGUUCUGAUUAGUUUUUGGGAGUCUGUGGAACAUUUAAAGAGUGCAAACAAGAAUGAAAUUCCACAAUUAGUUGGUGAAAUCUAUCAGAAUUUCUUUGUGGAGAGCAAAGAAAUAUCUGUGGAAAAAUCACUUUAUAAAGAAGUCCAGCAGUGCCUCGUAGGAAAUAAAGGUAUUGAGGUGUUCUGCAAAAUCCAGGGAGACGUUUAUGAGACCCUCAAGGAUAGGUAUUACCCUUCAUUUAUUGUCAGUGACCUGUAUGAGAAACUGAUGAUGAAAGAGGAAGAAAAACAUGUCUCACAGUUGAUUUCCAACAAGGAGGAAGUGGGCUCAGGAUGUGAGACUGGUGAAGAAGCUGUGGAUGAAGGUCCCAGUCGGAUUAAUGAACAAGCCAGUUUUGCUGUAAACAAACUUCGAGAACUAAACGAGAAACUUGAAUAUAAAAGGCAAGCUCUAAAUUCUAUUCAAAAUGCACCAAAACCUGACAAGAAGAUUGUUUCCAAAUUGAAGGAUGAAAUAAUUCUAAUAGAGAAGGAACGCACAGACCUUCAACUGCACAUGGCAAGAACAGAUUGGUGGUGUGAGAACCUAGGUAUGUGGAAAGCUUCCAUCACUAGUGGAGAGGUUUCGGAAGAGAAUGGUGAACAAAUGCCUUGUUACUUUGUCACAGUAAGCCUACAAGAAGUUGGAGGAGUUGAAACUAAGAAUUGGACAGUCCCAAGAAGGCUCAGUGAGUUUCAGAAUUUACACCGGAAACUGAGUGAGUGUUUUCCUUCUUUAAAAAAAGUCCAGUUGCCUUCUCUUAGCAAGCUGCCUUUCAAAUCUAUAGAUCACAAGUUUAUGGAAAAGUCAAAGAAUCAAUUAAAUAAGUUUUUACAGAAUCUGCUUUCAGAUGAAAGACUCUGUCAGAGUGAAGCACUUUAUGCCUUUUUGAGCCCUUCUCCUGACUACCUCAAGGUUAUUGAUGUACAGGGGAAAAAAAACACGUUUUCAUUAUCUUCAUUUUUGGAAAAAAUUCCUCGUGACUUCUUCUCCCACCAAGAGGAGGAAGCAGAGGAGGACAGUGACCUGUCAGAUUACGGUGAUGAUGUGGAUGGCAGGAAGGACGCCUUGGCUGAACCAUGUUUCAUGUUGAUUGGGGAGAUUUUUGAACUUCGAGGAAUGUUUAAAUGGGUGAGAAGAACAUUAAUUGCUCUCGUUCAGGUCACUUUUGGAAGAACCAUCAACAAACAAAUCCGGGACACAGUGAACUGGAUUUUCAGUGAGCAAAUGUUGGUUUACUACAUCAAUGUUUUCCGGGAUGCUUUUUGGCCAAAUGGGAAAUUGGCACCACCACCCACAAUCAGAAGUGAAGAGCAAAGUCAGGAAACUAAACUGAGAGCGCGGCAAAAGCUACUUGAAAACAUUCCAGAUGCACUUCAGAGCCUUGUUGGACAGCAAAAUGCCCGCCAUGGUAUAAUAAAAAUAUUCAAUGCACUGCAGGAAACAAGAGCCAAUAAGCAUCUUUUAUAUGUGCUGAUGGAACUGCUGCUAAUAGAACUGUGUCCCGAGCUGAAAGCUCAUUUAGAUCAACUUAAAGCUGGUCAAGUUUGAGACAGCACACACACACCACCAGAGAAAUGUCUGUGUAAUAAUAGACAUGAAACAUUUUCCUCUUACCACAGAGGGCCUGAAUGAGAACCAUAUCUAUCUUUAUUUUCGUCCCCUCCCUCUAGUUUUAUGUGAAACAUGCAGAAUUAGGGGGCAGGUGGACUUGAUGCUAUAGUAGGCAACAGAAAAAAUAACUUGUUUAUUGAUUUUUAUUUAAAUAAUAGACUUAAAGUUCAAUAUACGGAUUGAAAUACAAAUGUUAAUAUGUGAAAGAACCUAGGAAAUAUUUUAAAUAUUUAUGAAAACAGUUUUGUUUUAAAUGAACUAUGACUAUUGUACAGUUAAUUUCCUCACUGAGGACCGAACAUUCCUGUAUCAUUUCAUGUGUGUUGAAGAACAUUGUUGUGCAAUGCUUUAUGUAAAGUUAUUGUGAAAUUUUUAUUGUCUUUAUUUUUACCAAAGAUUUCCCAUAGUUUGAAGCAUU